AUGGCCGCCCUCAAAUUCUUCUCACUACUAAUUGCCUCAUUUGCCAUUAUCCAAAUGGCAAUGGCAGGAGAUCCAGACAUUGUUUCUGACUUUGUAAUCCCAUCAAAUAUGAGCUUUGUUGAUGGGGCAUUCUUCACAUUCACUGCCAUGCGUUCUCUUGUUGGAGCUGAACCGCCUACUGCUUUCAAGGUAUUGAAAGCAAGCAUGGCAGAAUUCCCUGCUCUUAAUGGGCAGAGUGUUUCCUAUGCUGUUCUUCAGUACCCAGUUGCUACUCCAAAUCCACCUCACACUCAUCCUCGCUCCGCCGAGCUACUUUUCCUCGUUGAUGGGUCUCUUGAAGUUGGAUUUGUUGACACCACCAACAAGCUCUUCACUCAAACUCUGCAAACUGGUGAUUUGUUUGUGUUUCCUAAGGGACUUGUUCACUUCCAAUACAAUGCAGAUGCACAGAAACCUGCUCUAGCAUUUUCAGCUUUUGGAAGUGCAAAUGCAGGGACAGUGUCACUUCCUAACACGCUUUUCACCACCGGCAUUGAUGACAACAUCUUGGCUCAAUCCUUUAAGACUGACAUUGCCACCAUUCAGGCCCUCAAAGCUGGUCUUGCGCCCAAGCCCUGAGCAUUGGCAUCCUUAUCAGUACUUUGAUAUUCGUUCGUUUUCAAGUGUUUUUGGCUAUCUAUAAUUUUCAUCCUGUUCUGUUGUUUUUGUACCCUUCAUUGAGUGUUGAAUAAUGUAAAAUAUUAUAUUUAUUAAUAUAAAUA
Messenger RNA from Manihot esculenta (cassava), 761 nucleotides. Its product is annotated as germin-like protein 9-3. The record is from RefSeq and is a predicted model, not a curated record. NCBI's taxonomy places the organism in Eukaryota, Viridiplantae, Streptophyta, Magnoliopsida, Malpighiales, Euphorbiaceae. Gene Ontology annotation, cellular component: cell wall. Bases 1 to 618 code for a protein of 205 amino acids. The transcript has a single exon. Gene Ontology annotation, molecular function: manganese ion binding.